GGUACAUUUUAGCCUAAUAUCCGGUUUCACUCGGAAAACACAUGUACAUUAAAAGUAUAAUACAUAAUGGGCAAAAACAAGUUUAAACGGAAACAAGGGGAAUCACUUGAUGAAAGAAAGAAGAGAUUGCAGGAGGCUGCAAAACAAACUGGGAAAAAUGACAAGAAAAAAGAUGCAAAACCAAAAUACACAUUGGACCAGCUCUUAGACAAGGCAGAAGAAUGUAUUGAUAAAUUUGAGUAUGAGAUGGCACAGAAAUUCUGCCAACGUGCUUUGGAGAUGGAACCUGACAAUGUUCGUGUUUUGGAGACCUCUGGAUCACUGUUGAUUGAUCUUGGCAACAUAGAAGGAGCGAAACAGUGUUUUGGAAGGGCUGUAGAGGUGUGCCCAAAUGAAGGCUAUUCAAAAUAUAUGAACUUAGGACAGCUGUUUGAAGGUGCAAUGGCAGUUGAGUGUUUCCAGAAGGGCAUUGAGCUAAUGUUAGUGGAGAAAGAAAAAAGAGAGAAAGAAGAGGUGGCUGCAGCGUGUGGGGGGUCAGGCAGUGAGACAGGGGUCACGAACAGAGCCAUUUCAGAGGCUUAUCUGUCCAUUGCUGAGAUAUACAUGACUGACUGCUGUUUUGAUGAGGACGCUGAGGAGAAAUGUCGCAGCCACAUAGAGAAGGCCAUGUCCCAGGACACCAGCAACCCAGAUGCCCUGCAGCUGAUGGCCAGCUUCCUUCUCUCCAAGGAGCAGACAGACGGUGCCAGGGAGCACAUCAAGAAGAGUGUGUCACUAUGGUUACCAGAGUUCAAGGCCAGUGAGCAGCCAGAGGCUUCAACGAGUGCACCAUUUGAGUGUCCACAGAGUUUUGAAUCAAGACUGGCUGCAGGAAAAAUUUUAAUAGAAGUUGAAGAACAUGAACUGGCGAUCGAGGUUCUAGAGACACUACUGGAGGAGAAUGACGAGGUUGUUGACGUCUGGUACCUGAUUGGCUGGGCGAACCAUGAGCUAGGAGACGAGGGGAGAGACAGUGCGCGCUCCUACCUCAACAAGGCCCUCAAGGUCUACAGGAAGUCAAAGUGCGAGGAUGCCGAGCUGCUCAAACACAUUGAAGAGCUGCUUGAGACACUAGGGACUGGUGAUGAUGUAAUGGACUCUGAUAUUGACCCCGAGGACAUUGAUGAUGCUGAUGAUAACUUGACUGAAUCUGAAGAAGAGGAGGAAGAAGAGAUGAUUCACUGACUGUAGCUGAAAAUAAUCUUGUCUGAUUUUAAAUAAAAUGUUCAAUUGUUAA
This is a messenger RNA of Dreissena polymorpha, 1276 nucleotides long. RefSeq lists its product as uncharacterized. Gene Ontology annotation, molecular function: protein binding. The coding region runs from base 67 to 1224 and encodes 385 amino acids. Lineage: Eukaryota; Metazoa; Mollusca; Bivalvia; Myida; Dreissenidae. The record is from RefSeq and is a predicted model, not a curated record. The transcript is spliced from 9 exons.